AUGGCGGCCGCGACCGCGGAGCCGCCUGCGCCGCUUCCGGUGGCCGAGGCGGCCUCCGAGGUGAUCGAGGUGGAGGACUUGGAGCCGGGCUCGCCGGACGCCGGCAGCGGGAGCAGUGGAAGCGGCAGCGGCAGCGGCCGGAGCACCUCGGAGUACUCCGGCUGGGUCUACCACCUCGGCGUCAACUCCAUCGGCCACGAGUACUGCCACCUCCGCUUCCUCGUCAUCCGCGGCAAGUGCGUCGCCAUGUACAAGCGCGACCCGCACGAGAACCCGGGACUUGAACCUAUCCGAAAGGGUUUUGUUAGUCACACUCUUAUGGUGGAGGAGCUUGGUCGCCAGAAGGUCAACCAUGGGGAUUUUUAUGUCUUGAGGUUGUGCAAUAGAUUGGAUAAAACGAAGAAAGGAGAGAUCGCAUGCGCGACUCCUGGUGAAGCUCGGAAAUGGGCUGAAGCAUUUGAGCAGGCCAAACAACAGGCUGACCAUGACCUGACAAGAGGGGUUAACUGGAAAAGAUUGCAGAAUGAAAACGAGUUUAAUCUUGAUGGGCACCGACCUCGUGUAAGAAGAUAUGCAAAAGGCUUGGGGAAACUUGUGCGUAUUGGCAAAGGACCAGAAAUGCUCCUUCGGCAGUCCUCAGAUCUUCAAAGCCAUGAAAGUGUUAACACAAACUUUGGAGGUGAUGCCGGAGAUGCACCUGAAGCACAUGAGUGGAGAUUUGUUCGAAUAUCAAAUGGAAUAAGAAUUUUUGAAGAUAUUGCGAACUCAAAGGGUGGAAAGGGGAUACUUCUCAAGUCUGUUGGUGUGGUUGGUGCAAAUCCCGACACAGUGUUCGAAAUGGUUCUCAGUCUUGAUAAGCAUAAGCGAUAUGAGUGGGAUAUGUUGAUUGCUGAUUUGGAGUUAGUAGAAACAAUUGAUGGGUACUGUGAUGUGGUUUAUGGAACCUAUGAGCCGAAAUAUUUAAACUGGUGGAAAUCAAAGAAGGAUUUUGUAUUUUCCAGACAAUGGUUUCGUGGACAGGAUGGGGCAUAUAACAUUUUGCAAAGUCCUGCUAGUCACAAGAAAAAACCCUCAAGGCAUGGUUAUGGACGUGCACAUAUCAACCCCACAACAUGGGAAAUAAGGAGGUUAAACACAUCAGGGUCAACUCCGAAGUGCAUUGUUACUCGUAUGGUGGAGAUCUCUCCAAGUUUUUGGGACAGAUGGAAGAGAAGGACCUCCACAAAUUUUGAUAGAAGUAUCGCAUUUGCUUUGCUCAGCCAAGUAGCAGGUCUAAGAGAAUACUUCGCAGCAAAUCCAGCCAUCACAUCUGAUUCUCCUUCUACAGUAGUGAAGUCAAAGGCAUCUGAACCUUUGAUCAUCCAGAGUGAACUUGAAGAUUCUGAACCUAAUGAUGAGUUCUAUGAUGCGCUUGUUAGAGGAGAAUCCUUUGAAGAUGAGGAUAGUGAUGAUGACGAUGAUGAUGUUAUGACCUCAAAGGCUGGAAAGGUGAAGUUGAAGAACGUAUCAUGGGCUAUUGCAGGUUUAGCUAUGAAGCGAUCUAAAGCUUCACUUGAGAGGAGUGAAUUGGUUACAAACUCCAUUCCCAUCGCCAUUGAUUCAAGCCAUUUCCAUGGCAACGUUCGACGAGCAAAAAGCGAAGAUGACCCAAACUCUUGGAGUGCACCUGGUGGAGAGAAGUUUAUGAUAAGAGGGAAGACUUACUUGUCAGAUUACACCAAGAUUGCUGGAGGAGAUCCUCUUCUAAAGCUUAUUGCAGUUGAUUGGUUCAAGGUUAAUGAGCGGUUUGACUCAGUUGCCUUGCACCCUAAAAGCCUUGUUCAGUCCGAAGCUGCAAAGAAGAUUCCCUUCAUACUGGUUAUAAACUUGCAGGUUCCAGCGAAACCAAACUAUAACUUGGUUAUGUACUACGCAGCAGAGAAGCCAGUGAACAAAGAAUCUCUGUUGGGUAGAUUCAUUGAUGGAACUGAUGCAUUCCGAGAUGCCAGAUUUAAACUUAUACCAAGUAUUGUUGAGGGUUAUUGGAUGGUGAAGCGUGCAGUUGGGACGAGAGCUUGCCUUCUUGGCAAAGCAGUAACAUGCAAUUAUCUUCGGCAAGAUAACUUUCUGGAGAUAGAUGUUGACAUUGGUUCCUCAUCUGUUGCACGGAGCAUUAUUGGCCUAGUCCUGGGAUAUGUGACAAGCAUCGUCGUUGAUCUUGGUAUCUUAAUUGAGGCGAAGGAAGAGAAAGAGCUGCCCGAGUACAUUCUUGGCACUGUUCGUCUAAACCGUAUAAACCCUGACGCUGCUGUACAAAUCUAAGUUCAAUCCAUUUUCUCGCUCCAUUCACCCCUUCUCCCACCCAAGAGAUGCAUGGUGGAAGAUCUGCUCAAUUUUCCAUUACCUCUUCUAUUCUCAGAGGUAGACAGCACUUGUAAACAGGAAAGUAGUCACAAUGUUAUGAUCCCAAUCGACAGGACGAGAGCUAUCUACAUGUACAUAGUAUACACAUUGUGCCUACCGUACAUAGAAGAAUAGUAAGCAUACUUCAAAAGUUAACAUCUUCAAAUAUCUACCUGGGUGUGUUGCUGAGUUAAUUUCAAAGAGACGAGGACCAAUUUGCGUU
Molecule: messenger RNA, 2605 nt
Organism: Lolium rigidum
Lineage: Eukaryota; Viridiplantae; Streptophyta; Magnoliopsida; Poales; Poaceae
Product: protein ENHANCED DISEASE RESISTANCE 2-like
Exons: 22
Coding region: 1-2301 (766 amino acids)
Molecular function (GO): lipid binding
Source: RefSeq, a predicted model, not a curated record